This is a messenger RNA of Contarinia nasturtii (swede midge), 1235 nucleotides long. RefSeq lists its product as uncharacterized. The transcript is spliced from 7 exons. The coding region runs from base 242 to 1231 and encodes 329 amino acids. Lineage: Eukaryota; Metazoa; Arthropoda; Insecta; Diptera; Cecidomyiidae. The record is from RefSeq and is a predicted model, not a curated record.
AGAAUCUUAUGAUCAGUGCGAGUCGAUCGUUCGAGCGCGAAAGAUCACAAAUAUCUUCAUUCUUCAGUGUUGCCUUUCAAACGUGUAAAAGAAAAAAAAGAAACGAAAACGAAACAACAACAUCUGGAAAAAGACGUUAACAGUGACCGUAACCUUGAUUACCUUUUCCGAAUAGCAAAAGUUAUAAUUUAUUAUUAUAUCGUGCAAAGCAUAUAUAAAGUCCGCGUUAACGAGAUUCGAAAUGUUUGUUAAAUUGUUCAGCAUUUGUGCAGUUGUUCAACUGGUUGUGUCACAGGAUCUACCAAUCACAUUCAAAGAUGGUAAAAUCGGUGUGAAUUUUGGUGGUUACCACGCUGAAGCUGGCUUGGGAGGACUUUUAACUGGUAAUGCAGCACAUGGAGGUCUUACUGCUUCGGCUGGGACACCUUAUGGUCAAACAGCUCACGCUGGUCUAGGUGGAAAUACUGGUCCCAAUACUCGUGGUGGUUUAUUUGCCGGUGCAAGUGCUGGAAAUGGGGUUGGGGCAAGUGCAUCUUUGGCUGGUGAUUUAAACAAUGGUGGUUCAUUUGGUGUUGGUGAUGCCGAAGCUCAUGCUGGUGGCAUUUCAAAGAGUGUCACAAAAACUGUUGCAUCUGUACCGGCUGGUGGUAUAACAUAUUUACCGGCACCUGGGCCAACACAAAGUGAAACAAAUGUUGAUGCAAGCCCAAGUUCAAUCUCAAGCUCGUCGAUCGAUGAAGAUGAUAACGAUUUAACAGACAAUAAAGUACCACAAGUACCAGCUGUACAACAACAAACUGUUACACAAAUCGUUAAUCCACCGGCCACCAUAAAUGUACAAAAGAUUAAGGUUCGACCACGUCCACAAACGUACACGGUUGUACAAAAACAAGUACAAGUUCCCUCAUAUGUAACAUACCAACAACCGGCAAUCGUCAAACAAAUCCCAAUUCCAGUUUAUCAACCGGCCGUUUUUCAUAAACGCAUUCAAAUUACAGCACCAUAUCAGGUUGUGCAGCGCAUUGAAGAAGUUCAAACGAGCACCGCCGGACCAACAACAACAACAACAUCAACUACACCCCGACCACCGUACGUCUACACCUAUGAUAAGCAAAAAGUUAUCAACGAAAUCUUCAGCAUUCCCAUCCAUGCACUCCGUGCUGUCAAUGAAAUUAUCAACGCCAAAUUGGCUGGCGGUUAUUCCGUUCAAAAAACCAUCACCUACAACUGAAUAA